Ostrinia furnacalis (Asian corn borer) is the source of this 1469-nucleotide messenger RNA. Its product is annotated as lachesin. Gene Ontology annotation, cellular component: neuron projection. NCBI's taxonomy places the organism in Eukaryota, Metazoa, Arthropoda, Insecta, Lepidoptera, Crambidae. The coding region runs from base 216 to 1469 and encodes 417 amino acids. The record is from RefSeq and is a predicted model, not a curated record. The transcript has 11 exons.
CGUUCGGAAUUCGAAUGUGGCUUUGGAGUUCGAUGCUGUUUUGUUUUUUAUGAGAAAAACUAUUGUUAAAUAGGAUUGUGCGUGGAAACGGACAGUGUUGCAGACGGAUUUGAUGUUGAUCCCUUUGUGUCAGGGGCACUAGAUGGCAGUUCAACUGGAACUGCCGUACCUACCGUCGUCGGGCAUUGACUGGUGAUGCGGCGAGCGCUGGAACGAUGAGCGGGAGACGAGGCCCUUGCAAGAGCUUCGCGAUCAGCAUCAUACAAAUAGUCACUAUCAUCUGCCAAGUGCUGACGGAGGAGCCGCGGUUCGCCGAGCCCAUCCCCAACGUGACGGUGGCGUUGGGGCGGGAUGCCAGCCUCCCCUGCGUCGUCGAACACCUUGGCACUUAUAAGGUGGCAUGGAUCCACAUCGACCGGCAGAUGAUCCUGACGAUCCACCGGCACGUGAUCACGCGGCUGGCGCGCUUCAGCGUGUCGCACGAUAACGCGAUGACGUGGCUGCUGCACGUCAGCCAGGUGCAGCAGGAGGACCGCGGCUACUACAUGUGCCAGGUCAACACCAACCCCAUGAUCAGCCAGGUCGGCUACCUUCAGGUCGUCGUGCCCCCCAACAUCCUAGAUGAGGAGAGCACGCAGUCGGCGGUGGCUGUCCGCGAGAACCAGAACAUCAGCCUGGUGUGCAAGGCGGACGGAUUCCCCGCGCCCAAGAUCAUGUGGCGGCGCGAGGACGGCCAGCCCAUAUCCGUGGACCGGAGGAAGAAAGUGACAGUGUACGAGGGUGAUACCCUGAGCCUGCAGCGCAUCAGCCGCACAGAGAUGGGAGCGUACCUGUGCAUCGCCACCAACGCCGUGCCGCCCUCUGUGUCCAAGCGGAUCAUCGUGGACGUGGAAUUUUCCCCAAUGAUUUGGGUCCCGAACCAGCUGGUGGGGGCGCCGGCCGGGACCGACGUGACUGUGGACUGCCACACAGAAGCGCAUCCCAGAGCCAUCUCCUACUGGGUGUACGACAACGUCAUGGUACUGCCCACCAAGAAGUACGCCAUCAACACCGAGGAGAACUCUUAUAGAGCACACAUGAAACUCACUGUGCGGAACCUCCAGAGUGGUGACUUCGGGAACUACAGGUGCAUUUCCAAAAACUCCCUCGGGGAGACCGAGGGGUCCAUCAGGCUUUACGAAAUACCGAUGCCCUCCACGUCUCCGAAGGCCACUGAAAUGAAAAGCAACGCUCACAAAGAAAGCGUGCGCCGCGCGAACGCGAGCCGGGCGGUGGUGCGAGCCGAGCCCGGCACCGAGCGCCCGAGCGUGGUGCGCGCGCAGCUCGACCGCGCGCCCGAGCGCGACGCCGCGCACCACGUCUACCGCCCGCCGCACCCGCACCACGUCUCAGGUGCAAAAACACUUCAUUGUUGGAGGCAACCGUUUCUGGCUAUUGUAAUUCUUGUUCAAAUGGAUCUUAUAGUCUGA